This is a messenger RNA of Cuscuta epithymum, 1659 nucleotides long. The record is from the annotation of a GenBank genome assembly. Lineage: Eukaryota; Viridiplantae; Streptophyta; Magnoliopsida; Solanales; Convolvulaceae.
AUUAAGUCUAGAGAAGCCCAAGCAUUAGCCUAAAGCAUAUCAUGUGCUACUACAUACAAAGUAUUUAAUUUUAUGACUCGGAUAUACAUUCUAAAAUGUUUAGGACCAAGACUAUAAAUGUAAAUUCGUCAAAAUGGACAAUAAAUUUUUCUAAGAUGAAACUCUUCUCUUUUCCUUGUCAGCAAAUCCAUCUACACUCUUGCCAUCUUCGGUUUCUUCCUUUUGUUAUCUUUCAAUUGGUCAUUUUGGCUUACAUUGUCUACCUGCGAGGCUGCAAUCUUUACACAAACCGGCUCUCUUGUCAAAUUGACUUUUUUUGCUGCUCCGAUUGUUAAUUAUUAGAAAUUGUUACUCAAAAAUCAGCAUUAAUGUCUAUGCGUAUACAUAUCUUUUAUGUACAUAAUCUGCCCAUGUCACCAUUUUUUCCAUUUUUCAAAUUAAACUUUUAUACUACAUAUGUGUUUUUUUUACUCCAGGAGGCUGGGGGAGGGGGGUUGGGGCGCCUGGAGUAAUCAUAGCUCAGAUUCACUCUAUUAAAUUUCAAACCCCUAUGUGUCUAGCGGGUUUCGAAUUCGAGACCUCCUACUAAACUUUUAUAUGUGGGAAAACUAUCAAAUAAGCCCCCUAACUUUUCAAAAAAAUCAAUUAGACCCCUUUACUAAAACUUCACUCAAUUAAACCCUCAAACCCAAUAAAAUAUGGCAAAACCUCUUUUUAACCGGUAACUAAUAAGUUACCCGGUUAUUAUGUACAAGUGGCUACACAUCUCGUUUUUUCAAUUUUUCCAUUUUUAUUUCUUUUUUCCUUUAUUUUUCUUUCCUUUUUUCCUUUCCCUUCAUCUUCUUUCUCGUUCAACUCGUUCCAGGCUUCUAAAAAAUUUCAGCCUUCAAUCCCUUCCUCCAUCUUCUUCUAAUCUUCCACCCACCCUUUCUUCCCACCCUUUCUUCUUUCUUCUGCCACCAGUAGGUCGUCGUCGGCAACGCAGUGUCCGAGCGAAACUUAGGACGCCGGAGAUGCUCAAGUUCCCAUUACGCACCGGUCUGGUCAUCCCCUUUCCGCGAGUCCAUGCCUUGGGAGUCGGAAAACGUUCUCCUUUAAAGCUUCGUUAAGGGAAUACAAGUCGGAGUCGGAGUCGGUGCUCCGUGAGAGCUCCGGCCAGAUUGAUUCCAGAUCCGGCUGCAGAAAAGAGGGGCAGGGAGGAGGACGAAGUGAGUCGUGGAAGUGCGAGCAGAGAACUAGUAGGGGGAAGCAGAGAGUGGGGAAGGAAAGAAGGAAAGAAAUAAAGAAAGAGGGGAGAAGUUGCAGGUGCUAGCGCAGGGAAUAAGGGGAAGAAGGGGAGAAGGAAAGAAAGCCUAGGGAAGAGGAAAGAAAAAGAAAAAACUGACACGUCACACCCCAUACUCAAUUUUACCGGGAAUACCUGCUAAAAAGAGAUUUUGCAAAUUUUUAAUGAGUUUGAGGGCCUGAUUGAGCUGACUUUUAGUUGGAGGGCUUAAUUGAUUUUUUUGAAAAGGUCGGGGGCUUAUUUGAUAGUUUUCCCUUUAUAUGUAUAUAGAUGUGUAUAACAAUCCAACUUCGAAUUCUAACCAUCUUAUAUACUCCAUAAUAAUCUCUCUAUAUAUACUACACGGUUAUUAAAUUAAUUAUGAACAUGUUGAA